This is a messenger RNA of Bufo gargarizans (Asiatic toad), 3269 nucleotides long. RefSeq names its product DDB1 and CUL4 associated factor 5 (gene DCAF5). Gene Ontology annotation, molecular function: protein binding. Gene Ontology annotation, cellular component: Cul4-RING E3 ubiquitin ligase complex; cytoplasm. The record is from RefSeq and is a predicted model, not a curated record. The transcript has 9 exons. Bases 143 to 2887 code for a protein of 914 amino acids. Gene Ontology annotation, biological process: negative regulation of fatty acid biosynthetic process. Lineage: Eukaryota; Metazoa; Chordata; Amphibia; Anura; Bufonidae.
GGAGGAAGCGGAGGACGAUCAGCUGAGGAGGGAGGAGCUCGCAUCGGCCCCGCAACUUGUGUCUAAACAGCUCCGUGUUUCCCUAGCUGCCAUGUCUGCGUGACGAGCCCCGGAUCACAGGGCGAGCCCGGGAGCUGCCGCCAUGAGAAGAGACGGGGGAUGCGGCAUGAGGUCGGCGGUGGGCUUCCUCUCCCGCAGAGGCCUGCACGGGGACCCGCUGCUGAAGGAGGACUUCCAGCGGAGGAGGCUGCAGGCCUGCAGGAACCUCUACAAGAAGGACCUGCUCGGACACUUCGGUUGUGUCAAUGCUAUCGAGUUCUCCAACAGCGGGGGGCACAUGCUGGUGUCAGGAGGAGAUGACCGCCGCGUGUUGCUGUGGCACAUGGAAGAAGCCAUCCAAGCAAAAGCUAAGCCCAUCCAACUUAAAGGGGAACAUCAUUCAAACAUAUUUUGCCUGGCGUUCAAUAGCUGCAAUACCAAGGUGUUCUCCGGAGGAAACGAUGAACAGGUGAUCCUCCAUGAUGUGGAGAGUGGUGAAACCCUGGACGUCUUCACUCAUGACGAGGCCGUGUACGGACUCUCAGUCAGCCCAGUCAAUGACAAUGUCUUUGCCAGUUCGUCAGACGAUGGAAGAGUCUUAAUAUGGGACAUACGGGAGUCUCAACAGGGAGAUCCUUUCUGCUUGGCUCAUUAUCCCUCAGCCUUUCAUAGCGUUAUGUUUAACCCUGUGGAACCCAGGCUGCUGGCCACUGCCAAUUCCAAGGAAGGUGUUGGACUCUGGGACAUCAGAAAACCUAAUACAUCUCUUCUACGCUACGGUGGAAACCUUUCCCUGCAGAGCGCAAUGAGUGUGAGGUUCAACAGCAACGGGACCCAGCUGCUAGCCCUGCGCCGACGCCUGCCUCCGGUCCUCUACGACAUUCACUCACGUCUGCCCGUAUUCCAGUUCGACAAUCAGGGCUACUUCAACUCGUGUACCAUGAAGAGCUGUUGUUUUGCUGGAGACAGAGAUCAGUACAUCCUCUCCGGCUCAGAUGACUUCAACCUGUACAUGUGGAAGAUCCCGUCCAGCCCAGAAGCAGGUGGACCAGGAAGAGUUGUAAAUGGCGCCUUUAUGGUACUGAAGGGACAUCGAUCAAUUGUCAAUCAAGUGCGAUUCAACCCUGACUCCUACAUGAUCUGUUCAUCAGGUGUUGAGAAGAUCAUAAAGAUAUGGAGCCCUUACAAGCAGCCACACUGUUCUGGGGAUCUUGAUGGUGAGAUGGAGGAUGAUUCCCGCAGUUUGUACACACAUGAAGAAUACAUUGGACUUGUGCUCAAUAGUGGAAGUGGAUUGUCCCACGAUUACGCCAACCAGUCAGUCCAGGAAGACCCUCGAAUGAUGGCAUUUUUCGACUCCCUUGUCAGACGUGAGAUAGAAGGAUGGAGCUCAGACUCUGAUAGUGACAGCACAAUUCUGCAGCUCCAUCCUGGAGUCAGCGAGCGCUCUGCUUACAGUGACUCUGAAUCGUCAGCAGCUUCCGUACCUCCUUCUCCUGCACCGGUCCCCGGAGAGUCUGAUGAGGCUGCCACUGCUGGGGAAUCGCAGAGAUCAAACGAAUCUCCUUCUAGAAGACCCAGGACUACAUCUCAAAAAUUACGACUAUUAGCACUUACAAAAUAUCAAGACAAAUAUCUAGCAGCUAUUGCCAACAAUUCCGACUCUGAGGAUAAUGCAGGGGAAACGGAAGCGGAGAGAAGCGCACUUCCUCGCUCCCCAAGUCCUGAGGAGGACCGAUCGAGCAGCAGUAGCAGCAGCAGCAGUAGUAGUAGCAGCGAUGAGGAGGACACCCUUAAUGACCGCAGGAGUUCAAUACGACAGCGCAAUGCAUUAAGGCAGAAGCAGAAAAUGCAGAAGGAGGAAAAGGCAAAAUUGAACUCUGAAAGUACAUCUGCAAUAAUUGGGGAGGAUGUGCACGAUUACCCCCAGAUUACAGUGAAUGAACAAUCUACAUCUGCCGAGUCUUCACCGGACAGAAGAAGUCCUACUAGGGCAGACCGGAAAUCUUCACUCUGCCCUAACAUAGACUCUGUUGAAAGGAAGAUCUACAAAGCUUACAAAUGGCUUCAGUAUUCGUAUAUAUCUUACUCUAAAGGUAAAGAGGGCGAAUCUUCCACUGUGGGUGGAGAUGCUGACGACACAAGGCCAGGAACAAGCAGUAGGAGUAGUAAUACCUUGCCACUCGCUAUAGAAAAUGAUCAUACUUCCGACAGUAAAGACUCCUUACUAGAUAGCCUUAACCUCCGGAAGAAGUAUCAAAACGAAAAGCAUUUCUGGGUGGAAGAAAUAGAGAAUUCUUCGCAAGACACAGGGUCUAUCGAAUAUUCAUCUGAGUCCAAAAAACUGAACGGAACUUCUGUCCAUAAAGAAUUAACAUCUUGCUCCGAGGACUCUUGUGAUCUGCGCGACGGUAACACAGUGCAAACCAGCACCGAAUUCAUAGUAAACCAGCAAUCCCCCUGUUCUGACAGUAAAAGCACAGACAGCAGCGUAAAGAGCCAGGAGGGGGAAGUAAAAGAGGAGGACGCAGAUGUCACCUGUACUCGCCAGAGCAAUGGUCAUCUGCAUCUCCACCCCACAGACUCCAACAACAGUGGGCAGAGUUAUGUGGAGCAGGUAACGGCGUGUUGCCAUACACACUCCAGUAUAGACAGCACUAACUCCAUGCAGGUGGUGACACCGCUACACCGGUGCAUGUGUUUAACAGAAGUGGGCUCUACCAGGAGUACCAAAGAGAAUGCCACAUGCCAUGCAGACAAUGGAGGUUUACAGCCUUCCAGUGGGCUGAAAAGACACUGGCAAGAGGAGUGUGAAAAUUCUUCCUCUGAAAAGAAAAGGAAGCUAUAGGUUUGGGUAUCCUCAUAUGCUUGAGGAGCAUCCCUAAGUGUGUACAAAAAAAAAAAUCUGGGGCUAUAUCUGUCAAUUUUAGGAGAUGUAGCCCCGGCUGAGUUUGCACUAAAAGCAGCAGUGUUUCCUUUCAGCAAUUUUUUUUUUUUUUAAUAAUUUUUCCUCCCUCUCUCCCAUGUUAAGGUUUGGUUUGGUGAUAACGUGGGCGCCUGCACUGGUGGGUGGAUAGGAAGUGACACCAUGACGCGGCAAAAAUCUGAACUGGUCUCUUUUCUGUAUAUUGCCAAAGCAAACAAACACUUGAUCGAUCUGAUCAAAAUAUCUGUGACAAGAAAACCUUAGGACUGACCCAUGAAAUUAAAGAAAAUCCUUCUUUCCAGUC